GUGUUGCAGGUUGGAGAUGUCGUGGUGUGAAGGUUCUGGAGGCAAGAUGUCUUUGGUCAAGUUGCUCCUCUCCUUAAUGCUGCUACACACACUUUCUGAAGCCUCUAAUCAGCCUCCUCGUUUCCAGAAUUACUUCUUCCAGUCGUACUUGCUUAUCUAUGAGAACACACCAGUGGGUACAUCCAUUACCCAGCUGCAGGCGGUGGAUCCGGACGGCGAGCCGUUGAUUUUUGGUGUGGUGGGGGAAGAGGCCAUGCGGUACUUCGCUGUGCAGGAGACGACUGGGGUAGUGUGGCUGAGACAGCCGCUCGACAGGGAGACCAAGUCAGAGAUGCAGGUGGAGUUCUCAGUUAGUGACAGUCAAGGGGUAGUCAAGGAUACAGUGAACAUUCAGAUCGGAGAUGUAAAUGACAAUGCACCAUCCUUUUUCAACCAGCCCUAUGCUGUUCAGAUACCAGAGAACACUCCAGUGGGAACGUCCGUGUUCAUGGUGAAUGCGACAGACCCAGAUCAGGGCGUGGGCGGCAGUGUGCUCUUCUCCUUCCAGCCUCCAUCUCCCUUCUUCUCUAUUGACGGUGCAAGAGGAAUUGUUACUGUGACGAGAGCACUGGACUAUGAGACGACAACCACCUAUCAGCUCACUGUUAAUGCCACGGACCAGGAUAAGAGGCGUCCGCUCUCUAGUCUGGCUAAUUUGGCGAUUGCCAUCACUGAUGUUCAAGACAUGGACCCCAUCUUCACCAACCUCCCGUACAGCACUAAUAUAAUAGAGGACGCACCACCAGGUUAUGAAGUCCGUAAGAUCACGGCGAUCGAUCAAGACUUGGGGCGACCACGUGGAAUCGGAUAUACGAUCAUGUCAGGUAACACCAACAGUGUGUUUGCUCUUGACUACAUCAGCGGAUCCCUGAAAGUGAGUGGACAGCUGGACCGGGAAAACCCAUUGUACUCAUCCGGAUUCACCAUCACAGUAAAGGCCACAGAGCUGAAUGACGACCGGACACCCUCAUCUGCCACCGUCAUGACCACCUUCACCAUCCUGCUGAUUGAUAAAAAUGACAAUCCGCCCAGGUUUAACAGCUCUGAAUAUCGCGUCCUGAUCACAGAGCUGGCGCAGGUCGGCUUCGCUCUGCCUCUGUAUAUACAGGUCGAAGACAAAGAUGAGGGGGUGAACAGCAUGUUUCAGGUGGUCCUGACAGGAAAUAACUCUGAGCACUUCAGCAUCUCUCCCACCUCAGUGCAGGGCAGAGCAGACCUCCGUGUGCGUGUGGCCAUCCCGCUGGACUAUGAAACUAUCAGGACCUACAGCUUUUCUCUCUAUGCCAACGAGUCUCUAUCAGAGCAUGUGGGGUUUGCCCGAGUCUUCAUUGACCUCGUCAACGAGAACGACAACAGACCGAUCUUCAGCCAGACGCUUUAUAACAUCAGUUUACCCGAGAGCACCACUCCUGGAACAUCUCUACUGCAGAUAAAGGCCACGGAUAAUGACAUUGGCACAUUUGGAGCGGUUCGGUAUUACUUCAGCGAUGAGCCAGACCAGUUCUCUUUGGAUGUUGAGACAGGUUGGGUGACUCUGCGAGACUGGAUGGAUUAUGAGCUCAUGAGGCGCUUUACUCUAACAAUAUUGGCCCGUGAUGGAGGAGGGGAGGAGACUACAGGACGCCUUCGCAUUAACGUGAUGGAUGUAAACGACAAUGCGCCAGUCUUCCAGAAGGAGGUGUAUACGGGUUCACUAAUGGAGAACGAACAGGCUCCGCAACAAAUAGUCCGAGCCCGGGCGACGGACGAGGACUCUCCUCCCAACAACAUCCUGACCUACACCAUCAUCUACGCCUCUCAGUUUAGGUCAUAUUUCAGCAUCAGUGUGGUGGAGGGCUCCGCAGUCAUCACGGUGAAUCGUCCUCUGGAUUAUGAGCAGGUUCCAGGUGGAUUGAUCUUUCUUUCUCUGAUGGCCAGAGAUGGAGGGAACCCGUCCCUCAACAGCACUGUUCCAGUCACGGUAGAGCUGUUUGACGAGAAUGACAACCCACCCGAGUUCAGCCUCCCGUCUUACAUCGUCAACAUACCUGAGAAUAUCAUUGCAGGAGCGACAGUGUUGUUUGUGAACGCUACAGACCUGGACGCGUCUCGGGAGUUUGGUCAGGUCUCUCUCAUCUAUUCCCUGCAGGGCAGCUCUCAGUUCAGACUCAACACUCGCUCAGGAGAGAUCACCACCACAGCUCUUCUGGAUCGAGAGAUGAAGUCUGAGUAUAUUCUGAUCGUAAGAGCCGUUGAUGGAGGCGUGGGACCACAGCAGAAAACCGGCAUCGCUACGGUGAACAUCACUAUUCUGGACAUAAAUGAUAACGUCCCCAUGUGGCGAGAUGAGCCGUAUCAAGCGAAUGUUGUGGAGAUGAGUCCCAUCGAUACUGACGUCAUUACUGUAUUAGCGGUGGACCCUGAUUAUGGUGAUAAUGGGAUGGUGGUCUACUCUAUAAAUCCAGAGAACCCCUUCUACACCAUCAACCGCAACACCGGGAAGAUCCGCACCAGUGGGGCGGUGCUGGACAGAGAGAGUCAAAACGUCCGCUUCGCACCGCUUAUGAGGACCAUCAUUGUCUCUGCUACCGACCUUGGGACGCCUCCACUGCACUCUUCAGCCAGCACUACAGUGUAUGUGAACCUCCUGGACCUCAACGAUAAUGAUCCUGCCUUUAUCAACCUCCCAUUUGUCGCUGAAGUACCAGAGGGGCUUCCCAUUGGAUCAUCUGUGUUCAGGGUGCAGGUGCAGGACCCUGAUGAAGGUGACAAUGGUGCGGUAACCAUGGCGCUUCAGAUGGGGAUGCCACGUCUGGACUUCAGGCUCAACACCACCACAGGAGUCCUGGUUUCCACCGCAGUGCUGGACCGUGAGCUGAUUGGCCAGUAUUAUCUGAGGAUUAUUGCGUAUGAUGCAGGCCAGUUCCCUCGAACUUCCACGAGUACUCUCACUAUCACAGUUUUGGACAUGAAUGAUGAGACGCCAACCUUCUUCCCCAGCAUUUAUAACGUAUCGUUGGAUGAAAACGUGCCCCGUGACUAUGUGGUGGUCAGACUGAACUGCAUGGAUAAUGACACGGGUCUAAACGCAGAGCUCAGCUAUUUUAUCACAGCUGGGAACCAAGAUGGAAAGUUUAGUGUGGGUUUCCGGACCGGAAUAGUACGGACUGUGGUGGGUCUGGACCGCGAGACUCAGGUCUUGUACAGUCUAGUGAUUGAAGCGAUUGAUAAUGGUCCGGCGGGAAGUCGGAGGACAGGAACAGCUACAGUAUUUGUGGAGGUGCUGGACAUCAAUGACAACAGGCCUAUAUUCCUCCAGAACAGCUAUGAGACCAGCGUUCUGGAGAACAUACCCAGAGGAACCAGUAUAUUACAGGUUCAGGCCACAGAUGCAGAUCAGGGAGAGAACGGAAGAGUUCUGUACAGGAUUCUCUCCGGUAACUGCAACAAUGGUCAGUUUAACGUGGACAGUCUGUCUGGACUUAUCAGCAGAGGAACUGUGGCUCUGAACCGAGAGACACGUAGCUCCCAUGUGCUGGAGGUGGAGGCCUACAACAGUGACCAGGGCAGCAUGCGCAGCUCUGUCAGGGUGAUUGUGUAUGUGGAGGACGUGAAUGACGAGUCUCCAGUCUUCACUCAGUCACAGUACAAUCGUCUGGGGCUCAGAGAGACUGCUGGGAUCGGUACAUCUGUGGUAGUGGUCCGAGCUACAGACCCCGACACAGGUGAUGGGGGUGCAGUAGCGUAUGCUCUGGUUUCUGGCUCUGAUCAUAAGUUUGAGGUGGAUGUGAGUACGGGUCUGGUGACUACAGUGGAUUACUUGGACUACGAGACCAAGACCAGCUAUUUAAUGAACGUCUCAGCCACAGAUCAGUCUCCACCGUUCCACAGCAGCUACUGCACCGUCUACAUAACUUUACUCAAUGAACUGGACGAAGCCGUGGCCUUUCUAUCAGCCGGUUAUGAAAUAUCGCUGAUGGAGAACAUCGCCUUGGGAACAGAGGUGGUCCAGGUGAAGGCGCAGUCGGCCGAUAACCUGAACCAGCUGGCGUACCGCUUCGACCCUGACACCUCACCUGCUGCUCUGGCGCUCUUUAAGAUUGAUGGGGUCACGGGUCGUAUAACUGUGACGGGACUGCUGGACAGAGAGAGGGGCGAUUCAUACACUCUCACUGUUGUGGCCGAUGAUGGAGGACCCAAGAGAGGCUCCACUGUGAAGGUUUCAAUCACCAUUCUCGAUGAGAAUGACAACAGCCCUGAGUUUGACAUCACUUCAGAUUUGUCAGUGGCUAUUCCAGAGGACACACCAAUCGGCCAGAGAGUUGCUGUCGUGUUGGCACGAGACAAAGAUGCUGGAAGGAAUGGACUGGUGAAUUUCACAUUGAUCGCGGGGAACAUGCAGGAUGUGUUUAAGAUCAACACAGCCAAUAAUACAUAUGGAGAGAUUUACUUGAAUGCCCACCUGGACCGUGAAGCUGUUGACCGUUACCUGCUUAAAGUGCGGGCGACAGAUAAUGGUUCCCCUCCGAGGUUCACAGAUGUGUCGCUCACAGUGAAUAUUCUGGAUGUGAACGAUAACCCUCCCAUGCUGCAGAGCCCUCGUGGGUACAACGUCAGCAUCAGUGAGAAUGUGGGUGGCGGUACAUCUGUCCUGCGUGUUGUAGCGACGGAUCGGGACAUCGGACCCAAUGCCAUGCUGUCGUACUACAUCACCGGCGGUAACCAGGACCUGACCUUCAGAAUGGACCGUAUGACGGGAGAGAUAGUGACCCGACCGUCACCUCCUGACAGAGAAAAACAGCAGCAGUACACACUCGCUGUGACUGUGGAAGAUGACGGAAUGCCGCCUUUAUCGGCGUCCACCAUCGUUUGGGUCCGUAUCAUUGAUGAAAAUGACAAUGCGCCUGAGUUUCCAGAGGAAGAGUAUGUGACGGAGCUCAGAGAGGGGCCAAACACUGUAGGAGCCAUUAUCGCAACGGUUACUGCCAUCGACCCUGACGAAGAACUCAACGGAACCAUCCGUUAUUCCAUCUCCAAUGGCAACCUGGCCCAGACGUUCCAGAUCAAUAGCAUAACGGGUCAGAUUGUGGUCAUUAAGGAGCUGGAUUAUGAGAUCAGUAAUGGUCAUUAUGUGCUGACGGUCACAGCCACAGAUCAGUGUCCUAUACCUCAGUUCAGACGGACCUCCAGCAUCACAGUCCUGGUGAAUGUAGUAGAUGUGAACGAUAACGCACCCAUCUUCCCGAGACCAUUCGAAGGUCCGCUUGAGAUCACAGAGGGUCAGCCGGGCCCACGUGUGUGCACCGUUAAAGCCACGGACGACGACUCGGGAUCCAAUGGAAAAGUGGAGUACAGCAUCACCGCAGGGGACCUGAAAAAUGAGUUUGUAAUUUCAUCAGUUGAGGGAGAGUUAAGAGUGAGGAGAGAUGUGGAGCUGGACAGAGAAACUAACGACUUUUACAAUAUCACCAUUACUGCCAAAGAUCUGGGAACGCCAGCGCUCAGCGCUACGGUGGUAGUAAGCAUUCAGGUGUUGGACAUUAAUGAUAACGACCCCAUCCUGCUCAACUUACCCGCUAACACCAGCGUGAGCGAGGGAGCACCGAUCCACACCUCCAUCACUCAAGUGUGGGCACAAGACUCUGACAGCGACCGCAAUGCUCUCCUCACAUACAGCAUCACCGCCGGCAACAGUGACGGAUCAUUCUACAUUAAUGAGACAUCAGGUGUGGUUCAGGUGAACAGGCCGCUGGACAGAGAGAGAGUGGCUGAAUACAGCCUCACCAUCACCGUCAAAGACAACCCAGACAACCCUCGUAUCGCACGCAGGGAUUCAGAGUUGUUGGUGGUGACUGUGCUGGAUGUGAAUGACAACAGGCCCAUCUUCAGCCAGUCCAGCUACAGGGGCGAGAUCAGUGAAAACUCACCCACAGGCACCACUGUGUUGAUUCUAAAUGGCCCAGUUCUAGCAGAGGACAAAGACAUUGGGGAGAAUGCGGUGGUGAGGUAUCGCCUCCUGGGAACUAGAGUGGACCUCUUCUCCAUAGACUCCCGCACAGGGGUGGUAUCAGUGCGUGGGGGUGCUUUACUGGACCGGGAGGCCUUCUCUGUGCCGUGGGUGGAGCUGUUUCUGCUUGGGGAGGAUGUGGGCGGUUUAAACAGCACUGUUCCACUUACAAUCACCAUCCUCGACAUAAAUGACAACCCACCUGUCUUCAGUCCAUCCAGUUUCACUGUACACCUGCCAGAAAACAGCCCCACAGGUGUGGUAGUCACGCAGCUGUCGGCGAGUGAUGCUGAUGGUGGCUCUAACGGUUGGCUACAGUAUCGGUUAGACAGCGGCGCUCAGGACCGUUUUAUUGUUGAUGCUCUCUCUGGUGCCGUUGUGGUCGGCAAUGCUACACUGGACCGAGAGGAGCGUAGCUCGUACCGUCUAGUUGUCAUAGCAACUGACCGAGGCACACCCUCUCUCACAGGAACGGCGACGUUAACUGUUGUUCUGGAUGAUGUCAAUGACUCCCGUCCUCGUUUCAUACGGCCUGUGCAGACUAUCAGCGUUAAUGAGUCAACACCGCCAGGAGAGGUCGUAGCUACACUCACUGCCGAGGACCCUGAUCUACGACCCCGCCUGGAGUAUUACAUUAUCUCUGUGGAAGCAAAGGAUGAUUGGAAUAAUCCAGUGGAUGGGCUGCAGCAGUCGUUUGGAAUUGACUUUUACACAGGUGCUGUGUUUGUACGAAACCCCUUGAACCGAGAGUUGGUUAACACUUUUGAGAUCAUCGUUUCAGUGCAUGACAAUGCCAGUGAUGUUAUUGACAUGUCCGUCAGUGUACCCAACGCCAAAUUAACCAUCAACGUGCUGGAUGUGAAUGACAACGCUCCUCGUUUUCGCCCUUUCGGGGUAGCGAACUUCUCAGAGAGGAUUCUGGAGGGCGCUGUGUCUGGUACCACACUGCUGUCGGUGACGGCUGUGGAUCCUGAUAAAGGGCCCAAUGGACAGAUCAUCUACCAGCUCCUACACCUGCCCCGUGGAGACUACAUAAGACUUGAAGACCCUUCUACAGGUAAAAUUAUGGCCAAUCGGACUGUGGAUUAUGAACAAGUGCAGUGGUUGAAUUUCACAGUGCGUGCUCAGGAUCACGGCAUGCCUCCUCGCUUUGCUGAACUUCCUGUGUAUUUGCGCAUUGUUGAUGUCAACGACAACAACCCAGUUUUUCAGCAACCUUUAUAUCAGAAGUCCAUUUUUGAGGAUGUUGCACUCAGCACCAUUAUUGUAAGUGUGAGUGCGACAGAUGCAGACUCCGGUCUGUUCUCUGUCAUUGAAUAUGGACUAGUGGAUGGAGAGGGCAAGUUCGGCAUCACACCCACUACGGGUGACAUCUACAUCCUGUCUGCACUGGACAGAGAGACCAAGGACCGUUACACUCUCACAGCCUAUGCCAGGGACAACCCCGGAGGCAGCCCCAACAACCGCAGAGAAAACUCCGUCCAGGUGCAGUUGACAGUGAUGGAUGUAAAUGAUUUCCGCCCAUGUUUCUCAGAGAGAGUCUACACCUCUAGUAUGUUUGAGAAUGAGCCGGUUGGUACAUCAGUGAUCACAAUGAAGGCCCUUGACCUCGAUGAGGGGGAGAAUGCAUUACUUACCUACACUCUACAGGGUCCCGGAGCGGAUGCGUUUUCUCUGGAUCCUGACACUGGGCUGAUUCGCUCCCUGCGGUUACUGCAGAGUUUUGAGAGGUUUAAUCUGACUGUGGUGGCAACCGAUCAUGGCAGAACGCCACUCUGGGGAACCGCCAGUCUUCAGAUCACUGUCAUAGAUGUCAAUGAUAACAGGCCGGUCUUUGUGCGGCCUGCCAAUGGCACUAUCAUGCACAUACUUGAGGAACAGCCUCCUGGGCUGGUGGUGUAUGAAGUGUUCGCCACAGACGAGGAUGAGGGGGUGAACGGAGAAGUCCGGUACAGCUUCCUGCAGACUGGAGCAGGAAAUAGAGACUGGGAGAACUUCCAUAUUGAUGCAGUGACCGGAGUGAUCACCACUGCGGUUAAACUGGACAGAGAGAAACAUGCCCUGUACAGUCUGGUUGUGGUGGCGUAUGACCUCGGGCAGCCCGUCCCGUAUGAGACCAUGCAGCCGCUGCAGGUGGCUCUGUCUGACAUCGACGACAAUGAACCUGUUUUUCUUAAACCUCCGAGAGGAAGUUUGCCAUAUCAGCCUCUGUCGGUGCCUGAGCACUCGUCUCCUGGGACUGUUGUGGGCAAUGUGACUGGUGCAGUGGACGCGGACGAGGGCUCUAAUGCUAUCGUCUACUAUUUCAUUGCAGGAGGCGAUACCGAGGGAAACUUUGGCAUGAGUGCGGCAGGGGUUUUACAGGUCAAAAAAGAUCUGGAUCGGGAAGAAAUCCCAGUGUAUUCCAUCAUUGUUAAAGCUUCCAGUAACCGAAACUGGUCUCCUCCGAGAGGUCAAAGGUCACAGCGGGCCCAAGUGCUUGAUCCAAGCCGUGACCCUACAUUACAGGAAGUAAGAAUCUUCCUUGAGGACAUCAACGACCAGUCUCCAAGAUUCACAAAGAUGGAGUACACUGCAGGUGUGGCUGCGGAUGCUAAAGUGGGCUCUGAUCUGAUCCGGGUUCAAGCGAUUGAUAAUGACAUUGGCAACAACAGUCUUGUUCUUUAUCACAUUCUGUCCAUCCGCUACAUCAAACUGCAUUACAAUGACUCUGAAGACAUGGGCAACGUCUUCAUCAUCGGUGAGACUGAUGGAAUCAUCCGAACGUUUGACCUGUUUAUGGCAUAUGAUCUGGGUUAUUUUGUGGUGGAGGUUCUGGCGAGAGAUCUGGCAGGACACAGUGACGUGAGUCUAGUGGGCAUUUACAUUCUGAGAGACGACCAGCGGGUGAAAAUCGUCAUUAAUGAGAUACCGGAGCGUGUCCGGCUGUUUCAGGAGGAGUUUAUAAACCUGCUCUCAAACAUCACAGGAGCCAUAGUUAACACUGAUGAUGUACAGUUUCAUGUGGAUAAAAAGGGAAGAGUGAACUUCGCUCAAACCGAUGUUCUGAUUCAUGUAGUCAACAAGCAGACCAACCGUAUUCUAGAUGUGGAGAGGGUGAUUCAGCUGAUCGAUGAGAACAAGGAGCAGUUGAGGAAUCUGUUUAGAAACUACAACGUUCUGGAUGUUCAGCCUGCUGUGACCGCUCGUGCACCUGAUGACCUCACCACCUUACAGAUGGCCAUUAUCAUCUUAGCAGUUUUACUCUUCCUUGCUGCCAUGUUGUUUAUCCUGAUGAACUGGUAUUACCGCACAGUGCACAAAAGGAAGCUGAAGGCAAUUGUUGCUGGCUCCACAGGAAAUCAGGGCUUGAUGGAUAUUCUGGAUAUGCCCAACACAAACAAGUACACAUUUGAAGGAGCAAAUCCAGUGUGGCUAGAUCCUUUCUGCAGGAAUCUGGAGUUAGCAGCACAGGCAGAGCAUGAGGACGACCUUCCUGAAGACUUAAGUGACAUUGCUGACCUCUGGAACAGCCCGGCUCGCACACACGGUACAUUUGGACAUGAACCUCAGGCCUCUAAACCGGAAGAUGACCGAUAUCUACGAGCUGCUAUUCAGGAGUAUGACAACAUCGCCAAACUUGGACAAAUCAUGAGAGAGGGGCCAAUCAAGGGCUCGCUGCUCAAUGUGGUUCUGGAUGACUACCUGAGACUCAAAAAGCUGUUUGCUGCCCGCAUGGUCACCAAGUCAACCAGCCACGGUGACCAAUCAUCAGUCACAGAGCUGAUCCAAAGUGACCUGGAAGAAGAUGAUGAUGAGCGCGUUGGUGUUGGAGGACGAGGAACCCUUCGCUUCAAGCACAAACUACCGAUCGAGCUCAGGGGUCCUGACGGGGUGCAUGCAGUUCACGGCAGCACAGGCACACUGUUGACCUCUGACCUCAACAGCCUGCCUGAAGAUGACCAGCGUGCUCUGGCACGCUCCCUUGAAACCUUGCACGCAGAUGGCGGACUGUAUGCCGAACGCAACGCCCGAACAGAAUCUGCAAAAUCCACACCUUUGCACAGAAACAAGGGCAGCGACACUCUGUCUGAGAGUCCGUUAGAGAUCACAGAAUUAUGACUAGCCGAGGCCUCGCUGGUCUGAGAAAACUACAACAUGCAUGGCACUCCUGGCUCUUUGUUUUCAACAGAAAAUCUCUUCUGUAAUGUGGAGAAGAGUUCAGGUUUGUAAGGGCUAGGUGUGAGGAAGGUGUGUAGAUGAGUGUGUGGGCCUGGAACACCCAAAUCAAGGGUGGCUCAUCUUGUCAGGGCUAUUUCAAGAGUAUGAGACUGUUGCUACACACACUCAAACUACACAAUGGGUAACGAAUGCACUCUCAGACCAGUGGAAGGCCAAAUACGGACACUAGUUUUUAUUUAUUUAGUUUAGCUUUUUCACAUAGGACACCGGGGAAUAACAUGGUGAUGUAUGUGUAUAAUGAACUGUUGAAUUGCUUAGGAGAGUGUAUCUCUCGGGCUUUUCACACCGCAAUUAACCCUGGCUUAAGCAACAUUUCACACUUGGAAAUUGAAAAGGGUUUAACUCUGGGUUCUGAAGCUAAGACAGAGUUAGCAGCAGUAUUUAUUGCAGUGCCAUGGUUAUAUAGUGUGAAACUGUGCAGUGCUAGUAAAUGUUGAUAUGUGUAGAUACUGACAACCAGUCCUAAAUGAAAUCAUUCAAAUAUUCAUGCAGUUCGUAUGGCUGCAGGAAGGAUCUUUUUACAAUUAGUAGAGGGGGGAAGACGUGGCCUAGUAGUUAGAGAGUUUGACUCCUAACCCUAAGGUUUUGGGUUCUUGAGCAAUGCACCAGACCCCCAACUGCUCCUAGGGCGCCGCAGCAUAAACGGCUGCCCACUGCUCCGGGUGUGUGUUUACUUCUCUGUUUGUGCACUUUGGAUGGGUUAAAUGCAGAGCACAAAUUCUGAGUAUGGUCACCAUACUUGGCUGUAUGUCACAUCACUUUUUAUUUAUUUAUUUUUUUUAGAAUAGUCAAUGUUUAAAAGUAUUGAACAGUGAUGUUAAACAUGUUAACUGGAGAAAUUAUAUAACAGUAUUAUUUUUGUAUGUAUAUUUUUUUCCUAUAGUGUUUAAAUUCACAAAGCACGAUUCCAAAAAUACUGUUUUCAUGCAGGCGAUCCAAACAGUUGCAAUGUCUGCCAUUGA
Messenger RNA from Carassius carassius (crucian carp), 11208 nucleotides. RefSeq names its product cadherin-23-like. The transcript is spliced from 68 exons. Gene Ontology annotation, biological process: homophilic cell-cell adhesion. Gene Ontology annotation, cellular component: catenin complex; plasma membrane. Gene Ontology annotation, molecular function: cadherin binding; calcium ion binding. Lineage: Eukaryota; Metazoa; Chordata; Actinopteri; Cypriniformes; Cyprinidae. The record is from RefSeq and is a predicted model, not a curated record. The coding region runs from base 17 to 10126 and encodes 3369 amino acids.